GAUUAGAGGUUGUCGUGAGAUUUGGUUUGGAUUUGGAUUAUAUACUCGGUGAUAUAUAUAUAUAUAAUUUCUGUAAAACAUGGAAAAUAUAUAUAUAUAUAUAUCGUCAUAGGAAUUUGCAUGUCCGAGGGAUGCAUUCAGUUUCUUUAUCCAGCAGCGGUAAUAUAGUACCGGCUUUUUAAGUACAGAUAGCUGGAUUGAUCAGAAGGUACGUCUCCGAUAAAAAAAAAAAUGACGCAUGGAUUAGCCUGAGAAAUGUUCCUGCCGAAAAAGCUCGGAACGUUAUCUCGUCUGAUACUAUGGCGGUUAACUGCUGUGGUCCUCGUGCAGACCGCCCAUGUACCAGACGAAUAUUGGCAGUCCCUGGAAGUGGCUCAUCGUACAGCCUUCGGCUACGGCCACCUCACUUGGGAAUGGGCGGCGAUGAUUCGCAGUUAUACGUAUCCGUUCUUGAUAUCGAUCCUCUAUCGUGUACUCGCCGUGUUCUCUUUAGACUUCAUAUGGCUCCUGACGAUGUUGCCUCGAGUCUUCCAAGCUGUUCUCGUCGCUUAUGCGGACUACAGAUUCUACCAGUGGACUAAGUGCAAGUGGAUGCUGUUGGUCUUGUGUCUGAACUGGUACUGGUAUUACUGUGCCACGAGAACUCUCAUAAACACCGUAGAGACUGCUUGCACCACUAUAGCUUUAACGAUAUUCCCGUGGAAAGGCAGCCGUGUGCAAAGUGUGAAGUUUCUGUGGAUCGUGGGCUUCCUCAGUAUGGCGAGGCCCACCGCUGCGGUCAUCUGGCUUCCGUUGUGCAUAUACCACAUUUCUGCAAGUACAGAAAGGAAAGUAGCGUUACUUGGUCGCUACGUGAUGAUAUGCUGCGCCUGUCUCGCGACUUCUGUGCUAAUAGACAGCGUUUGUUACGGAACGUUUGUGAUCACCCCGUGGAGAUUUUUCCAAGCGAAUGUGCUCGGAGGCGUCGGGGAUGUGUACGGUAAACAGCACGUGUUGUGGUACAUCUUCGCCGGCUUGCCCGUGCUGCUCGGGCUAUACUGCGCUCCGUUCGUCUUGGCCGUCUGGCGGAUACUCAGAUAUUCCGUUUAUUUGCAGCGAGAAACGGUCAUGCUCCUAGUCAUCGGCUGGACGUUGACGGUUUACUCGUUGCUGUCCCACAAGGAAUUCCGAUUCAUCUUGCCGCUCCUGCCGAUGUUCAUCUACACGAGCUCCGCUUGCACAUAUCGUCUGAAAAUCAGAGUCACGGAAUUCGCGCGUAAGAGCAUCUUGGCGUUGUUGGUGUGCAGCAACGUCGUGCCCGGUCUCUACUUUUCCCUGAUCCAUCAGCGUGGCACGUUGGACGCGAUGGGCCUCUUGCGGGACGAAAUCUCUCACGCGGACCCAUCGCAGCCGACAGACACGCUGAUCCUGGCCCCGUGCCACGCCAUGCCGCUCUACAGUCAUCUGCACGUGAACGCGUCCGUAAGAUUUUUAACUUGCGAGCCGAAUCUGGGCAAUUCCGGAUACUACGUCGACGAAGCGGAUCGAUUUUUCGCGAACCCGUCGACCUGGCUUGACGACAAUUAUGUUAGCAACAAGGUCGCUACGUUACCGACCUACGUGAUAACGUUCGAUAACGUCGCGAGUAAGAUAACGGAAUUUUUGCGCUCUUAUAAAUUGAUCGCCAAAGUAUUCCACACACACUUUCCAGAGUCGAAUUAUGGGAGAUAUAUAUUGUUGUAUAAACACGCUACUUUCAGUUGAAGGAACACGCUUCGUUACGUGGACGUAAUAAUGGAAGCUGUAUUUAACGAAUAAAUUGAAAUUUUGCAAUAAAGAGAUAUAUAUAUAUAUAUAUAUAUAUGUCAAUUUCUCUCUGAAAGAUCUCUCGAUGACCUCCGAUUUCUACGUUCACCGUGCUAAGAUUAGUUCUGUUGCGAGAGAGAAGAUAGAAUUUUCCCCGUUCCACGAAUUGUUUCUCCUGUUUCACGGUCAGGAUAACAGCGAUUUCUUGCGAUUUCUCAGGAAAGUCAGCUCGUCGCCACGUGAUGAUCGAAGGAAUGCCGGCGUUCUCGCUAUCGAUGACAAAAAGCCGCACCUCCGACUCGUUCGGUCAUUAAUAACGAUUAGGCGAAGCAG
Messenger RNA from Harpegnathos saltator (Jerdon's jumping ant), 2118 nucleotides. It is a transcript of the gene PIG-B, whose product is annotated as phosphatidylinositol glycan anchor biosynthesis class B. The transcript has a single exon. Lineage: Eukaryota; Metazoa; Arthropoda; Insecta; Hymenoptera; Formicidae. The record is from RefSeq and is a predicted model, not a curated record. Gene Ontology annotation, cellular component: endoplasmic reticulum membrane. Gene Ontology annotation, molecular function: alpha-1,2-mannosyltransferase activity. Gene Ontology annotation, biological process: GPI anchor biosynthetic process. Bases 256 to 1743 code for a protein of 495 amino acids.